GGCGCAGACCCCCGCCCCGCGCCUCGCGGGGUUCACGCGGGGACGAGCACGAAGCGCCCGCACGAGUGCAACCGCGGCCGGCAGCGGUUCUGCCGUGCUAGCUUGCUGACGGAGAAGUGGCUGCGUCGCUUCGUUAAACGGCUGUGUUCAGGGGCAAGUACACUGAAAUCUGCCGAACCGAGAAUCAAAAAAUAAGACAGAAUCGAAAUACCUGUGGUUUCUUGCCUAAAAGGAAGGAAUGAUUAAAUUCUACUGUUCGUUUUAAUGUUUAAUGCCAACAUCCUACUGUUUAUAGAACAGGAAGACAGAUUUUUAUACAUUUUUUUUUAUUCCUGUUACACUUUCCACUUGUAAUUUCAUACCAGUGUGCUGAAAUCAAACUGUGUCUGAAGACCGAUUUUAUUCCAGAAAUACCACUUUCCCCCUGUCUUUUUUUCUUGUAGCAGGAUCUUUGAUGACCACAAAGCAUUCACAGCCACAGUCUACGUUUGGGAGAAGUCUGACCUCCACAAGUACAAAUACUCCCUAUUUUAAAGCAGCAGAAAGUACAGAAAUUCCGCCUUACAUAACUAAAUGUCCUAGCAAUGGGCUUUGCAGUAGAUUGCCGCCAGACUGUAUGACGUGUAACACGAACUAUUCCUGUAUAUAUGGGAAGCUGGCCACUUUUGAUUGCAAAGUCAAGCCACACGUUCAUUGUGUUGAUCAGAAUAACCACAAGCAGGAGAACUUCACCAUUAACAUGACAUGCCAGUUUUGCUGGCAGCUUGCAACAACUGAUUAUGUAUGUACGAAUUCUACAAACUGCAUGACAGUCUCUUGCCCGCGACAACGAUACAAUGCCACUUGUACAGUGCGGGAUCAUAUUCAUUGUCUAGGUAAUCGUGUCUUUCCUAAGAUGCUCUAUUGCAACUGGACUGGAGGUUAUAAGUGGUCAACCGCCUUGGCGCUAAGUUCCUUGGGUGAUGUGGCGCCAAACUAUCAUCUUGUAGCAUCACCCUCGGUGGAUUUGGUGCCGAUCGUUUCUAUUUGGGCCAGUGGCGGGAAGGUCUGGGAAAACUCUUCAGCUUUGGUGGGCUUGGAAUAUGGACACUAAUUGAUGUGCUGCUAAUCGGCGUUGGCUAUGUGGGACCUGCAGAUGGUUCUCUUUAUAUUUAAAUGUGGGAGCAACAUGUUUCAGAGAGGAGAAAUUGUUUGGAAAGGGCUCUAAAUAAAAGAAUACAGAGAUCUGAGCCUUUAAGGUAGAAGGAAGAAUGACUGUUCUUUUUCUGUGCAUAUGUUUUAAUGUACAGUAUCUGUACUUAGUUUGCCUUUAACUAAGGUAAGGUAAGAGUAGAUCACUGAGUAAGUUGAAAUUCAUUUUCUUUCUUCUAUGGACAUGCUAUUUUUCUAUGGAAAAAGUUGAACAGCUAACCAGAUUCUGCACUGUGCUUGAACUUGGAUGAUCUGUCAAGCACCAAACGGGAUGCAAACUAACUUGAGUAUUGAGUUGUUUACUUCGUAUUUGUAUGCUUGAAUUUAACUUCAGAGCUAACUUCCCUAAAUAUGUCAGUAAUAUAUUCUUUUUUUUCACUUAUGUGGGGAUAAUUUAUUUGCCUGAAUUACUCCAGCAGUAUGUAGAUUGCCAUGUUUUAUGAUGUUAAUUACAUUCAUCUGUUUUGGGGUAUAGCAAGAGCUAACAUUUGCUUAGUGACUUGUUGGUUUAGGAUCGUGGGGGGUUUAGGAUUAGAUUGCAGUAACACUAAAAGCUAAAUGUGAAAUAAUUGAAAUAGAUUUUAGGGUUGUUCCAGAAUGACUGUAUUUUGGUUGGGUGUGACCUGCGUAUCGGUGAAAAGCCCAGCUCGUAUUCUUGCGCUAGCAAGCUUGCCGAGUUAAUUGAAGAGGAGGGUUGGCAGUGCGGUCGCUGCGUUUAUCCGCUGAGGGCUUGCUGGCCAGGUAACGCAGCAAACGGGCGUGCCGCGACGGACAGGGGCUUCCUUGGGGUCACGUCCGUGCCCGGGGGCGCGGCGACCGCUGGGAGUGAGCCGUGGCUCGUGUAGUGCCGGGGUGCCGUGAGCCGGAAGGCCGGAUCACUUGAAUAAACUUGAACUUGAA
Molecule: messenger RNA, 2091 nt
Organism: Egretta garzetta (little egret)
Lineage: Eukaryota; Metazoa; Chordata; Aves; Pelecaniformes; Ardeidae
Product: TM2 domain-containing protein 3
Exons: 6
Coding region: 455-1093 (212 amino acids)
Source: RefSeq, a predicted model, not a curated record